This is a messenger RNA of Vicia villosa (hairy vetch), 650 nucleotides long. RefSeq lists its product as uncharacterized. NCBI's taxonomy places the organism in Eukaryota, Viridiplantae, Streptophyta, Magnoliopsida, Fabales, Fabaceae. The transcript has 5 exons. The record is from RefSeq and is a predicted model, not a curated record. Gene Ontology annotation, biological process: protein desumoylation. Gene Ontology annotation, molecular function: deSUMOylase activity. Bases 75 to 575 code for a protein of 166 amino acids. Gene Ontology annotation, cellular component: nucleus.
UGUAUGACAGAGUGUUGCGCGGGAAUCCAUUGUCUAACAGAUUCCGUUUCGUGUCUUCCGCCCAUUGCAGCGGAAUGGCAAUUGCUUCGGAACCGGAAUCAGUUAGACAGCACUUAGUCGAUAGAUUCAUGUCCACCGGCAAUACAGAAAGUCUGCAUCUUUUGGCGUAUAAUACCCGACCAGUAGGAGCACACUGGUUGCUGCUUGCUAUCAACCCUAUAAGGGAAGUCGUGUAUUAUCUGAAUUCGGUAAAUGGUGAAUGGACCAAUUAUCCGGCCAUGAAGGACAUCGUUGAUUUAUCAAUACAAGUGUUCCGAAGUCAACGGGACGCACAGGUAUCCCGAACUAAAUCUAACAACAUUACUUGGAUCCAAGUGCAGUGUCCGCAACAGCGAAACAAUUACGAUUGCGGAUACUUUGUUUUGAGGUAUAUGAAAGAAAUCCUUCAGGCGAAUCAAUUAGAGAUUCCGCUCACGUACCUUGACGAAUUCCGUGCUGCUGCGUACCCGAAGCUUAAGUUGGAAGAAAUCAAAGAAGAUUUGUGUCAAUUUUAUAUUAAGCGCUUUUUCAUGUAGGAUUUGUGUCGAUUUGAACUAUAAUAUUAUUGAUGUUGUAAUGAUGUAUAUAUAUAAUUUUGGAUAUUAUAAUGG